Molecule: messenger RNA, 5287 nt
Organism: Trachemys scripta elegans
Lineage: Eukaryota; Metazoa; Chordata; Testudines; Emydidae
Gene: PANK4
Product: pantothenate kinase 4 (inactive)
Exons: 19
Coding region: 25-2346 (773 amino acids)
Biological process (GO): coenzyme A biosynthetic process
Cellular component (GO): nucleus; cytosol
Molecular function (GO): ATP binding; pantothenate kinase activity
Source: RefSeq, a predicted model, not a curated record
GCAAGGGGGUGGGUGGCGUUCAAAAUGGCGGAGCGGGGCGGGCGAGGUACCAGCAGCGGCGGUGACAGCAGCCUGGACAAGAGCAUCACUCUCCCGCCUGACGAGAUCUUCCGCAACCUGGAGAACGCCAAGUGCUUCGCCAUAGACAUCGGUGGGUCGUUAACCAAGUUGGCGUAUUAUUCAACUGUGCAGCAUAAAGUAGCAAGAGUGAGAUCUUUUGAUCAUUCUGGAAAGGAUAUAGAACAUGAAUCUCCAUAUGAAAUCACAGUUCAAGAGGAGAUCACAGCUCGACUGCACUUCAUUAAAUUUGAGAACACGUACAUUGAAACCUGCUUAGAUUUCAUUAAAGAUCAUCUUGUCAACACAGAAACUAAAGUGCUCAAAGCCACAGGGGGUGGUGCCUACAAAUUCAAAGACCUUAUUGAGAAGAAGCUGGGACUAAAGGUGGAUAAAGAAGAUGUAAUGACUUGCCUAAUUAAAGGGUGUAACUUUGUGUUAAAAAAUAUACCCCAUGAGGUGUUUGCAUACCAGAAAGAUUCAGAUACUGAAUUCCGAUUUCAGACAAAUCAUCCAAAUAUUUUCCCUUAUUUGCUAGUCAAUAUUGGCUCUGGGGUUUCUAUAGUGAAGGUGGAAACAGAGGACAAAUUUGAAUGGAUUGGAGGGAGUUCAAUCGGAGGGGGAACCUUCUGGGGUCUCGGAGCUUUACUCACAAAAACAAAGAAAUUUGAUGAAUUGCUGCAUCUUGCUUCAAAGGGACAGCACACAAAUGUUGACAUGCUGGUGAAAGAUGUGUAUGGUGGGGCCUACCAGACACUGGGGCUAAGUGGAAAUCUAAUAGCUAGCAGCUUUGGUAAAUCUGCCACAGCAGAUAAAGAAUUUUCUAAAGAUGAUAUGGCAAAGAGUUUACUGCACAUGAUCAGUAAUGACAUUGGACAGCUUGCCUGCCUCUAUGCUAAACUCCAUAACCUACACAAAAUUUACUUCGGAGGAUUCUUUAUUCGGGGUCACCCAGUCACUAUGCGCACAAUCACCUACAGUAUUAACUUCUUCUCCAAGGGAGAGGUUCAGGCAUUGUUCCUGAGACAUGAAGGCUACCUGGGAGCCAUUGGGGCAUUUUUAAAAGGAGCUGAACAAGACAAUCCCAACGAGUACAGUUGGGGAGAGAAUUAUGCUGGGAGUUCUGGCCUUAUGAGCACUUCACCCGAUCUCUGCCCCAUGCAACGUGCAAGGAGUGGCACGUUUGACAUGUUUGAAAUGGAUCGGUUGGAGCGACCGCUUGUUAACCUGCCCUUGCUAAAGGACCCAUCCACGUACAUCCCUGACACUGUUGACCUCACUGAUGAUGCCAUGGCCAGGAAAUAUUGGCUCACUUGCUUUGAGGAGGCUUUGGAUGGGGUAGUGAAACGUGCGAUAGCCAGUCAGCCAGACUCUAUGGAUGCAGCUGAGCGAGCAGAAAAGUUCCGACAGAAGUAUUGGAAUAAGCUUCAGACACUCAGACAGCAGCCUUUUGCCUAUGGCACCUUAACAGUUAGAAGUUUAUUGGAUACGAGGGAACAUUGUCUAAAUGAAUUCAACUUUCCAGAUCCCUAUUCAAAGGUAAAGCAGAAAGAAAAUGGCAUAGCGUUAAAAUGUUUUCCAAGCGUAAUCGAAUCUUUGGAUUCAUUAGGCUGGGAGGAGAGGCAGUUUGCUCUGGUGAAAGGACUUCUUGCGGGGAAUGUCUUUGACUGGGGAGCAAAAGCAGUCUCAGAAGUUCUGGAAUCUGAGCCACAAUUUGGAUUUGAAGAAGCCAAGGAAAAAUUGCAAGAGCGCCCGUGGCUAGAAGAUUCCUACAGUGAGUGGAUACAACGACUAAAGGAAGGUCCCCCUCAUACAUGUGCCUUAAUUUUCGCAGAUAACAGUGGAAUAGACAUCAUUUUAGGAGUCUUCCCCUUUGUCAGAGAGCUACUCUCUAGAGGUACAGAGGUUAUACUGGCUUGUAACUCUGGCCCUGCACUAAACGAUGUUACCUACAGCGAAUCCUUGAUUGUCGCUGAGCGGAUAGCAGCAAUGGAUCCCAUUAUCCAAUCUGCGCUGACGGAAGAGAGGCUGCUGUUGGUACAAACAGGUUCCAGUUCCCCAUGUUUAGAUCUGAGCCGGCUGGACAAAGGCCUGGCCCUGCUGGUCAGGGAGCGGAAGACUGACUUGGUUAUAAUUGAAGGGAUGGGCCGCGCUAUCCAUACGAAUUACUAUGCAGUUCUGCAGUGCGAGAGCCUCAAACUUGCCGUCAUCAAAAACUCAUGGUUGGCUGAUCGGCUGGGCGGGAAAAUCUUCAGUGUCAUCUUUAAGUAUGAAGUGCCACGCAAGUGACUGGGGCUGGAGGCCUGAAGCGUGGCAGCAAUGGACUUGCACUAGUUUUACUUUAAUUGUAAAGAAUGUAUUUUUAUUACGACAGGGAAAAUGAGUUCACAUGAAAUUCCAUAUUUAUAUUGUGCUUUGUGACUUAAAGCAACAAUAUUCAUUAUAUAAAAAAAAUAUACACCCAAAAUAUAUAUGUAUAUCACUCACUGUUUAUUUUGGUAAGUGUUUAUUUUAAUGCUGCAGUAUUUGUGAUGGAAAGACUUUAUUUUUUUGUUCUGUGAGACAUUCAUAUAGAAAUAUAUUUAAAUGUCUAUGAAAUCUUUUUAUAUAUCUCUGCUUACUAUGCCAGCAGUGACUUGGCACAUACCAAAUAGAGUUUUUAAAGUGCUGAAAAUGUUUGACUUUGCAUUUGAAUAUUUUAGUUCAUGAAAUACUUCAGACCUUUCUAAAUUCUCUCUAGUUAAGCUAGGAAGAGACUUACUCCCUUGCAAGCUCUGAGCAGUGUUAUUUCAGACACAUAGGAACCUAGAACAGUAACUGACCUGAUCGUCAAUGAGAGUAGCAGAUGGGAGAGUUAUUGCUGCUAAGAUUUAUCCAACUGCUACAGGGUGAAGUUAAAUUCCUGAAGCUUACCCACUUCCAUUCUUGGCUCUUAUAGCCUUCUGGAUCCCAUCUAAAUGUGUUAAGGAAAACCAAUCUCUUCAGCUAAAUUGUCUAAAUUUUUAGGACUGAACCAAAGCAAGCUAAAUUCCUCACCUAUACAGCUACUUAAAUUACACCAGGAAUUAAUCUGGAAUAAGGCCUUCAAAUGGAAGAAGAGAGUACGUGGGAAUUCUUGAUGUUCCUGUACCCUAAAGACAGAAUCAGCUUGUUAAACCCUCCCUUGCAAUAAGGUGUUGGCCAAACGUACACACAUCCAUGCUAAAUUACUUGGCUUUUAUUGAUCAGCUCAAAGCACUGUACCUAUACAACUAACAAGUGACUUCAAUUACUUGUCUUUAUUUAAGGGAAACUGGAGCAGAGCUGAAAUGAAUGUGAGCAUGACUUGGAGUGCUAUAGCCAGAUCUUCAGCAUCAAAUAGCCAUUCAGCGUGAGUGGUAAUAACUCCCACUAGGGCAUUCUCCAAGGCUACCUGGGAGAAGAUACCUGUUUCUCCCCUACUCCUGAUAUUUUAAAUAGUGGAAAAUCUGUAGUAACAUACACCUGCUAGCUGGUGAAGUCUCCAUUAGCUUGCAAAGAAAGAUACUCCAUAUCCUUCACUGACUUUCACUGUAAAACUUUAAAUAUAGCAGCAGUAUCCUAUUGCAUCUCGACUCCAACUCCACGUAAGUCUCUCUAGGGUACUUACACACCCACCCCUGUGUUGCAUCUGAGCAGCUAAAGAAAAAAAAUUUUUUUUUUUUUUUUUUAAACCAACCAACUGCAUGAGUGGGGACGUACCUCUUCAUUUUACUGGUAGACCGCUGAGACAGAAAUGCCAUUCCAGUGCCUGGACCCCAAGGCCAUCCUUCUGCUGCAGGCUACAUGAAUAUGGCAUUCAGAAGGGACUCUAAAUACAACCCUGCUACUUCUAAUUAACAGGUCCCAACAAGUGUUGUCAAGAGGGAUGAAAGAACAGAGUCAACUUGUCAGGAACUAAUUGAAUUUAGUUUUAAGUAAGUCGCAAGCUCUUUUUCAAACAACUUUUUUUUUAAGUGGGCGGACUGGUUACCUUUGCAGUGGUGACAGGCUUUCAUAGUUUUGUUUUAAAUAGCAUUUGCUAGGUGGCUCUCGGCCUUGUAUUAAAGCACUAACUUAUUUCUUACAAGAGGAGAGAGAGUCUCGACACACAAGUCUGCUCUCCCCCUGAAGCACCAUGUAUUUGCACAGUAAGCCAGAAGGGGAAUAUGAACCAUAGUCAACAUCCUUAUUCUUCCCUCACCACCCAGCCAAACAGGAGGUGAAGGUCUCUUACCUUUCUGGGGGUAGAUGGAGAUCACCACAUACUUUAUUCUCCCUUAGAUUAGAUCCCUUAUAUCAUUCAACCGAAACAAACCAGAUGGACAGGAACAUUGAAUGUUUAAUUUGAAAAUUCUAACUCUGUAAUAGCCAGCAUUAAACAUGUCCUUAAGUAACUUCAACCAAGUGAUCAGACUGUACCGCUAACGUUUUCAGCAUCCCUUAUGCUCUGAAAGAACUGUUAGUUGCCAGGUGCAAAGAUACUCUCUCCAGGUGUUACAUGCAUUGCCUUGUGCUAGCAGAUUCUCAAGCUUUGCAGUUGCCAAUAUUCAAUGUUACUGAAACUGCCUCUGCCUCUUUACCCUUUCCCACUACAUCCAAGCAAAACUAGCAGCAGAUAGAAGGUAGUAUAUACAGGAGGGCAAUGCAAAUGCUGUGUAACAUGCUCUGCCACCAAGCCCAGAGCGUUUGAUAUGCUGAAAGGCAAUGAAAACUCUCAAACCAAGCGUAAUAACAAUGCAAUGCAAUGGUUGAUCACACAUUAGUUAAGCUGUGACCCUUUAAAUUGGCCCUGCUGAUUUAAGAGCCAGGUUAUUUUAGUUGAUUUACCUCAUUUUAUCUAGUUCAAGCUCAGCAUAACUGAAGCUGUUAAUAUUCCAUUGAAGUCACUCUUUCCACGGGUGGCUGAUACUAAGUGAGUCAUUCAAUUCGAAAACUGCAGGCAGCAAGAUUUGCAUCCCCCGCCCUCUUUUUUUUUUUUUUUUUUAAUAGUCUGAUGCCAAUACAUUUUCACUAGGAAAAACUCACCUUUGUGUGGUAGGUGAGUGAGAGACCUAGGAACCCGAGACUGGAAGUUUUGCCUGGGAGUGAAUCUCAACCAUUGUGCCCUUCAACAUGCUCUUGGCUAGCAGACUUGUUUUGAAAUCUCACUUGGAGGAAGUUCUACUGAUGAACAUUGGUGGGUGCCAAGCAGCUGCAUUAACUUAAAAGCUAAAUAUCACAGUUUGCCUUU